Molecule: messenger RNA, 1794 nt
Organism: Sander lucioperca (pikeperch)
Lineage: Eukaryota; Metazoa; Chordata; Actinopteri; Perciformes; Percidae
Product: butyrophilin subfamily 2 member A2-like
Exons: 6
Coding region: 54-1004 (316 amino acids)
Source: RefSeq, a predicted model, not a curated record
AAGAGAGGAGACUGUUAGGCUACAAUAAUUAAUACAGUUACUAAAUCGACAAUAUGAAGUUUGUACCGGAGCUGCUGUGUUUGUAUCUUCUGUGUUUGUUUGGAAACACAUUGUGUGAUGAGAAAGGGUCAGCGGUUAUCUACGUGGACGAAGGGAGAGAUGUUACGUUACCCUGUUCCCUCAGCACCAAAGACAACAUUGAGUUAAACCUGUUUGACUGGAGGAAAGAUGAUCAGAUGGAGGUGUUCACGUAUGAUCGAGGCUUUCAUUACAAUAACGGCCGUUCGGGUCAGAGUGAGCAGUUCAAAGUUCGAGUCUUUCAUUUUCCAGAUGAACUGAAGUACGGCAACGCCUCCAUACGCAUCAGAAAUGUGAAGGUGGCUGACAGUGGAGACUACACCUGUGAGUUUCCACUUCAGCAGAAAAGAGACAAAAUCCACAUUAAGCUUGUUGUUGCUGCAUCUCCGGAGCCAUACGUCACACUACAGUCUAUGGUCACAGCACAGUCUAUGGUCCCAAUGCUUGGUCAAAGAGAGGAUGGGGUGCUGCUGCAGUGUGAAGUUCGAGGUGCUUCUCCAAAACCUAGAGUAGAGUGGCAGGACAGUGCUGGAAACAUCCUUCCUGCUGAGGAGACACUGGUCUCAGAAAGAGGAGGCCACUUCUACAUCAUCCUCCAAACUACUGUAACCAAGACCGACCACUAUCGCUGUGUUGUCACACAAGAGGAAAUAAACCACGAGACUGAUGCUAUGACUUAUGUGCCUGUUUGUGACAUCAACACGACCAUUAGGGCCAGGAUAGUAUCACAUGUAGUAACUGGUAUAAUACUAUUCAUGUUGGGAGCUAUGGUAACAGUUGUACUGAUAUACUUUCGAAGAACUAUAGGUUCAAUGACUCCAAAGGAAAAUGAAAAUCAGCCACUGAUUGAGGAUGCACAUGGCUCAGACCAAGAAAUCGAUGGCUCAGACGCAGUAGCCCCCCCCACCCCCGAAUCCGUUGUCUGACAAGCAGCUCUGACGUACAGUAUACUGGUGAGAGUUUAAUGCCCUUUUUUAAUCACUAUACUGUACUUCAUUUGCAGUUUUGUAAGUGUAGGGUUUGUCUAAAUAUUUGGAUUUUUUCUUUUUUUAACAGGUAAACUACUUUUCCAACUUUGCUAUCAGCUGAUGGAAACUAGAUCGCACCAUCCUACUCAGUUUGUUCUAUUUCAAUACAAAUGGAGCAAUCAAUCUUUGUAAGAAUAAAUUACAGACAUCUCUAUGUUGUUUAGAGGAAGUACACAAAUUCUCAGAAUUUUGUCUUAAUAACUGAUUUUUUGGCAGUAGUUUGAAAUCUGCCUCUACAAGCAACUCUUGUGAUUGCCACAGUGAUAGUGUGAAGUGUGAGGCUGUGCGUGGUAGUUCACUGACCAUUUAGCUCAACAAGAUCAUGACUUUGAUCCCUGGUGAUGCAGAACAAACAUGCCAAUGCAUACUCAGGAAUUGGGUUGUGUGGAUACAAGACUUAAGUUUCAGGGUUUAAUGAUAUACUGUAUUUGUCAUUUGUCUUCUUCCUCAUCAAAAUGCCCAGGCCAGACUCACAGCAGCAAUAAUUCUUUUUUGUUUUUCUUUCCUAUAGCGUUUUUUUUAUUAUUAUUAUUCAUGUAUCUAUUUUGCACUUUAUAUUUGUACUCUUGAUUUAUUUCUGUACAAGUCGCUUUAAACCUAUAAUAUGUAACUUUCUGUAGCUAGGGGUCUCUCAACCAAAACAAUGGAUGGUAAACACAGAUUUUUGAUGACGUUGGGAAGUUGCGUG